AUGGAGAAAUUUGUCUACACGAGGCUGCCGAAUGCUCCUGAGGAACACCUCUCCGAAAAGGAGAAAAUGGACAUGGAGUUCGGCCCGCUGAGCUCGAAGGACUACCUGUACGAGGUGAGCUACGACCCAAAUCAGCCGUUGAACCCUGCCGUGGACGAGCCUCCGUAUUUCGUGGUCAUCUUCACGUACCUGAACUACCUCAUUCUCAUCAUCAUCGGCCAUCUGAAGGACUUCUUUGGAAAGAGAUUCAUGCCGCAGCAUUUCGAAGCUGUGCUGCCGAAAAACGGAUACCCUCCGUGGUACUCGGCUUUCGAGUCGUUCUACCCGCGUCGUCUGAAGAAAAGACUGGACGACUGCUUUGCGCGGCCGAUCUACGGUGUUCCAGGCCGCUUUGUCAGAUGCUUUGACCGCAUCUCGCCAGACUACAACGAGACCUUCCUCUACAGCGGAGAGCUGAAGCCGCUGCUCAAUCUAUCCUCCUACAACUAUCUCGGGUUCGCCCAAUCCAUCGGGUCUUGCACGGACGCCGCUGUCAAGAGCGUGGAGGAGUACGGCACGUCGUCGUGCGGCCCUCGAAACCAGAUCGGAACAUGCAACCUCCAUAAGGAGACCGAGGCCUUGGUGGCUCGGUUCGUCGGUAAGGACGACGCGGUGAUGUUCUCGAUGGGCUUUGGAACCAACGCCAAUCUGUUCACCUCGUUGGUGAACUCGAAGUGUCUCGUGAUCUCGGACUCGCUGAACCACAGCUCCAUCAGAUUUGGAAUCCGUCUUGCCGGCGCGGCCGUGAAAGUUUUCCCGCACAACGACAUGGAAAAGCUCGAGCAGAUUUUGAGAGAGUCGAUUUCGCAGGGCCAGUCCAAGACGCACCGGCCGUGGAAGAAGAUCGUCGUGUGUGUGGAAGGUCUGUACUCGAUGGAGGGAAACCUCGCCGACCUGCCGGCCCUGGUGGCUUUGAGAGAAAAAUACAAAUUUUACCUGUUUGUGGACGAGGCACACUCGAUCGGUGCUCUAGGCAAGUCCGGUAGAGGCGUCUGCGACUACUUUGGAAUCUCGCCUUCGAAGGUGGACAUGCUCAUGGGCACGUUCACCAAGUCGUUCGGCGCGGCCGGUGGAUACGUGGCGGCCAAUCAGGAAAUUAUUGACCGGCUCAGACUGGACAUCAGCACCAACGUCUACGGAGAGUCGAUGCCUCCGGCCGUGGUCACCCAGAUCAGCACCUCGCUGAGAAUCAUCAUGGGAGAAAUUAACGGCGACGAGGGCAAGCAGAGACUGCAAAGAAUCGCGUUCAACUCUAGAUACCUGCGUCUCGGGCUCAAGCGGCUCGGGUUCAUCAUUUACGGUGUGGACGACUCCCCCGUUGUUCCUCUGUUGCUGUAUGCGCCUCCAAAAAUGCCUGCGUUCAGCAGAAUGAUGUACGAGCGCGGCGUCGCCGUCGUGGUGGUCGGCUACCCGGCCACGGAGCUCAUAUCGUCGCGUGUCAGACUCUGUGUUUCUGCCUCGCUGACAAAGGAAGACAUCGACAGAAUCCUCACCAUCUGCGACGAUAUCGGAGACAAACUGUACCUGAAAUUCAGCUCGGGCAUCUCUGGCGGAGAGAAACACCCUGGCGACUACAAAAAAGGAGUCCCUCCUAGAUGGAGCCUCAAGGAGGUCUUGGAACGCACUCCAGAGGACUGCAAGAAGCCUACCUACUAA
Messenger RNA from Ogataea angusta, 1695 nucleotides. RefSeq lists its product as uncharacterized. Gene Ontology annotation, cellular component: serine palmitoyltransferase complex. Gene Ontology annotation, molecular function: serine C-palmitoyltransferase activity; pyridoxal phosphate binding. The record is from RefSeq and is a predicted model, not a curated record. Gene Ontology annotation, biological process: ceramide biosynthetic process; sphingosine biosynthetic process. Lineage: Eukaryota; Fungi; Ascomycota; Pichiomycetes; Pichiales; Pichiaceae. The transcript has a single exon. Bases 1 to 1695 code for a protein of 564 amino acids.